This is a messenger RNA of Adineta steineri, 1959 nucleotides long. The record is from the annotation of a GenBank genome assembly. NCBI's taxonomy places the organism in Eukaryota, Metazoa, Rotifera, Eurotatoria, Adinetida, Adinetidae.
AUGUUUUAUGGUAUUAUAUUGGAAAGUGCACGAGAUGGUGUUAUUGUUUUUCACGGUGAUAGUUUAUGGAAACGUAUUGUACAUGAACUUAAUUUACCAUCAGAAACAUUUCAAUUAUUUGCACGAUAUGAUGAGAAGAUAUUAUUCGAUAUUUGUGAAUGCAUGGCAACCAUUUUACAUGAAGGAACAUCUGAAUCAUAUUUAGAAUUUUUUGGUGAAGAUUUUGUUCGUUAUUUUGUUAAUUUUGGUUUUGAUAAAAUACUUCGAGUAGCUGGACGAACUCUACGUGAUUUUCUUUUUGCUAUUGAUCAAUUACAUGAUUCAAAUCGAUUUUCUUUUCCAAAUAUGAUUCAACCAUUAUUUCAUGUUACAGAAGAAAAUGCAACAGGUGCAACACUCGUUUACAAAAGUGUUCGUCAUGGAUUUGCUCGUUAUGCAAAAGGAGGUUUAGUUGCUGCAGCUAGAGCACUAUUUCAAGAAAAUAUUACAAUGAAUAUAUUACAUGAUUGGUCUACUCCAGAAUUUGCUCAUAUUGCUUUUUGGGUUCAAUUUAAUAAUAUAGGAUUUCAACCAAAACGAAUACUCCAUUUUCCAUCAUUGCCCAAUAUUAAAGGGGAAACUUUUUUUCGAGUAUUUCCUUUUUCAAUUCUUAUGAAUUCAGCAUUACGUAUUCACUGUGUGGGAGAAAAUCUUCUACAUAUCUUUCCUGAUGAUACUCCUUUGAUUGGAAGACCACUUGAUGAAGUUUUUCGACUUAUUCGACCUGAUAUUCAUGUCGAAUGGGAUAAAGUUCUUUCUUAUGGUCGACAUAUUGUAUUUUUAAUGGAAAAUCGAUUACCAUUACGAUCUGGAUCAUCAGGCAAAAUUCAAUUGAAAGGUCAAAUGAAAUAUUUAGAACAUAAAAAUAUGUUAUGGUUUCUGUGUCAUCCUGUUUUAGGAAGUACAAAUGAUAUGAUAUCAGCUGGUUUACAUUUGUCAGAGUUAAACUUAUUUGAUAGUACAAGUGAUAUAUUAAUUACAGGUAUACAUCAAGAACGAGAAAUAGAAGAAGCUAUUGCAAAACAACAUCUAUGGUCAAUCAAGUUACAAGAAUCAAAAAAGAAAUUGAUUGAAUGGCGUAAAAGAAGUGAACGAUUAUUAUAUUCAAUUUUACCAAAACAUAUUGCUAUAAUGCUUCAAUCAGGUGUACGACCUAAUAGUAUUUGUGAAUCUCAUCCUCUUGUAACUGUUUUAUUUGCAUAUUUAACUGAUUUUAAAGUUCUAAGUGUUCAACUUGAUCCUGCGUCUACUAUUCAAUAUCUUAAUCAAAUAAUUAAUACAUUUGAUGAAGUAGAAGAUAAUUAUGAUGUUUUCAAAGUAGAAACAAAAGCUGAUGCAAGUUAUAUGGUUGUUGCUGGUCUUACUGAUAGAUCACAUUUGACUUCUAUUAAACGAGAAUCAUCAGCGUUAUCUUCAUUGACUGAUUAUACUGAUGAACAAGAUGAUGGAAGUACAUCAGCUAUGAAAAAUCCACAUGGUUUUCAUCAAACUGAGAUUAUUGCAUAUUUAGCACUUGAUCUUCUAAAUGCCAGUAAAAGUAUUAUUAAUCCAGUAACAAAUCAACCUUUUAAAGUCAAAUUUGGUUUUCAUUCCGGCACAGCAGUAGGUGGUAUUGUAGGCAGGACAAAUAUUCAAUACUGUCUGUUUGGUGAUACAAUUAAUAUGGCAAGUCGAAUAACAACUUGUGGUGAAGACGGCCGAAUACAUUUGAGUCAAUCAUCGUACAAUUAUUUAGUAGUAGAUAAUCGUUUUACAAUUGAUUAUCGAGGUCAAAUUGAAAUUAAAAGUAAAGGUGUACAUCCUACAUAUUGGUUAAUAGAUGUGGUGAAAUCAAAAUCUAUAAAUGUUAUUAACAAAAAUCCAACUCAAUUAAGAUGUCCUUUUACAGGCAGAUCAACUACUGAUUUAAAACUAAUUUAA